This is a messenger RNA of Owenia fusiformis, 5238 nucleotides long. Lineage: Eukaryota; Metazoa; Annelida; Polychaeta; Sabellida; Oweniidae. The record is from the annotation of a GenBank genome assembly.
UUAUUGUUGAACCCUGUAAAGAGGUUUAAUGGAUUAAUAUGAACUUUAGUGUCAGUUUUGCGUGCUGGUAGUACAGUUGUACUGGUUUAAGGCGGUGGAAAGGUCAGGGCGUUCUGGCCGAGUGCGUGAAAAAAGAAUUUAUGAUCUGUUUAACCUUUAAUUAUACUAAAUUUGAAUUUUAUUAACUGGUUUUAACACUGGUCUAUCCAGGCGAAUACUAACGUGGACGUUCAUGUAGACAAAUGUACAAGGGAUGAAAUACACCUUUUUCGGAAGACAUAUACGCGAUUGGACAUUACGAUAGGAUUUUGAACAGCAUUCGUAUUACAAACCUACAGUUUUAAGAUGCCAGUGAUGCAGUGGAACGUUCUGUGUGCCACAAUGUUGUGCUUACUUCGAGGUGGAGAAGCCCAAGCUACUCCGAUCAAACCAGUGGCCAAUUCAACAGAGGCGCCCUACGUAAUUGCGACAGCGAAUGAUUCUGUCACGACAAGCGUUCAUAAUAUGCCGAAGUGCAAAUUGAUUCCAACAAGUGACUAUAUUUUAAACGUACUUGCAGAUUCUGAAUCGGCAAAACUGUUGGAGUAUGAAUUAGUAUUUGAGAACUAUACUGUGAAUCCACUUUUGGAGCAAUCUAUUAGAGAGAACUACAAAGCCAAUAUUUGGCAAAAGGCGGCUACUAAACACGGACGAACUCUGGUCACAAUGAACUUCAAUUACGACGUCCUGUCCUUAUCCGUGCUCUCAUUGGGCGUGGAGAAACAUACGGUAGUGCUAAAGGAUGAGCCAGUUGGUUGUUUUGGAGAGUUAACAGAAAUGGACAGAAUGGAUAAUGUGCUGUGGCUUCUGAGUCGAGAUUUUAACUCCGAGAGUGCAUCACCAACUAUAGCUCGAGAUGACUACAUAUGUCACCAAGUUUUUCAUACAAGUAGCUCAACUGCCAGAUUCGUUGACAAAUGCUGUCGUGUGGAUUUACACCAAAGUAUGGCAUGUAGUAUUGAACGCAAGAGUUUAACUCUCAGUGUCCUGUUGUACUGUGUGAUAGCUCUCAAGAUUGCUGUGUUUCUCCUUGUCCCAUAUCUCAUCCCUUGUGCUGUAUACAUGUUUUCAAAAGGCGCCGAUACAUUUCGGGUCAUCCUCAAAAGCUCACUUCGGAAGACAAUGCUUGUAGCAUCAGACCCCGGAAAUGUAAAGUUUGAUCAUCAUUGGCCUGCUGAAGCUUUGGACAAUUUUGAUAAAUUCCAAGAAACAGUUAAGACUCUUCAAAAAGGAAAACCAGUUAAAGUAAAAUUAAGUGAGUAUUUCCUAUCCGUAGAAACAGACCAUGUUGUUACUGAAAAUCGUAUUCCUGUAGGUUUAUUUGCUUGUGUAAAAUAUAGGGUUCUGCAGUGUGGGAUGCGAAAACUGUGGGCAUGUGCUAAAUGUUGCAACGCUAGCAUAUGUGGAGUACUGAACGAAACAUUUCCUAUCAAAUGGAAACACAUUGGAUACGCAACAUCAGGUUUGAUUCUCGUGACGUUGGUAUUUCCGUUUCCAUAUUGGUUAAGGUUGAUUUUCUUCAAUGUGUUUGAAAGAGAGGAAUUGUCAAGUAGGUCAGAAUUCGCUAAUAGGUUUGGGUUUAACAAAGCCUAUGAGCUUCAUCUUGUACAGUAUUUCUUUCCAGAGAAUGCAAUCUUCAUAGUUUGUUACGUAAUGUAUGGAAUUCUUAUCCUAUUGCAACUUUUCUUCAAGAUUGAACCAAGUGGAAGAUACAGAAACAUAAUCAAAAGUUCAUUUGUGGACAUGCAUAACGUUCCCAUUGUUACCAUAAUUGGGAAAAUGGUAGAGUUUCUCUUGUUGCCGUGUAGGUUUCUCGGUUGUUUGGGGUUCAUCGUUAGUUUUAUAUUCUGGCCAAUUGCUGUUCCUAUAUGUUUAGUGCUGUUCAUCUUAAGCUGUGCCCCACUUUUGUAUCUAACAUAUAGGUUCUUUAUGCACAUCUAUACAAGUGUAUCCAGUUCCUAUUCUAAGCUUCCCAAGAACACCUCAGUGUAUUCAGACACAACAGAGACGGACAUGCUUUCUGAUACGGAACCGUCCACUAAGACUAUGGGCUGCAUGGAUAAAGCUCUCUGUAUUAUCCUACCAAUCAUGUACCUGUUUGGGAUUUGGUGCACAGUGUUCCUGGUAUCGGAAUGUCUUGGUUUCGGGCUAGAGGUGCUUAUUUUCACCCUCAUUGGCCUUAUUGUAAACGCUGGCUCUGUUCUGAAAUAUCUCUCAAUUCUGUUGCUAUUGAUCAUAUAUUCAUACGACUGCUUUCACAACGUGUAUCUUAAGUACUUAUCCCUUAACAAGGCAAUCUUUAAGGAUGUAUCUGGACGAGUCAAAGAUGAUGUCAUUGCUGUAAGCCAACUUCCAAGUCGUUUACAGGAAAAUCGUGGUUUCAAGGCAGAGGCCUUGACUGAACAAGAUAAGCACGAGAGGCCCGACAGACUAUCAAGGAGACGUCCAAUUCAUUGGAAUGUCAAUGAUUUGGUCCUUUUUGUCAAUAAAUUUGAUUUACAUUUUGUGCCUGUGAAAUUGUUCUACGCAAUUACAAUGAUAGAGGUCGCCGGUGCCCCCGGUCCAGUCUAUAAGAGCAUGGUACAUGCUUGGAGACGUUUCGGCCAGAUUGUUAUCUUCCUUUGUUUCCUUGUGAUGACAGUUAGCAUAUUUGGCAGUAUCUACAACAUCGGUUCUACGAGCCAAAUGCUCGCCACACUUGCUGGUGGUAUCUUUCCCUUCAUCCUUCGCAACUUCAUGUCCUCAAAGGCUGACCCUAUUGAAUUAAACUCUUGUACAUUUAAGUGCAAAGUUGAUGAGGUGAUUGAAAAUUUUAAAGAAGAUUGGCCAAUAGCUGAUCUACCGUUCGAGGUUGAUGAAGAUCAAAGUGGAGUUGAAUCAUGUGAGAAGGUUGAUCUCUUCAUUCAGCUUCCUAAGUCGGGUAUACGCAGUAAUAAACACGUUUUGAUUAACAUGGGAUGGAGAGGCAAGAGAUACUCGCUUGAGAAUACUGAAGACGUCGAUGUAAAGGAGAACAUACGGGCAGAGAUGGCAAAUGAAGGGGAUUAUGAAAUCAAAGUUAAAGAAGAUGAGAUUAUUGGUGAUGAAAAAGUAUAGGCGUGUGUAAUUAUGGUGUUAUUGUGACGAUUGUAAUUCAAGGUUCAAAGUAAGACGGACGCAUUAAACAUAUGCAUGUCUACUUGGAAAAUCAUAUACACCCAACUCUAAAAGUGUGGUUAUCCAAUUGCUCAUUGAAUAGUGUGGGAAAGGUUAUUCAUCUUUCAUCUUUAAUAUCUUAAUUACAAUUACAAGAAAUCUAUCAAUCAUGAAUAGGCAAAUUAUUAUUGAUAGAAUUGUAAAGUUGUGUCUUCCAAACAUUCAUAUAGAGAUGGGUGCACCACCAAUUUAAGACAAAGGAUCAGAGACGACAGCAUUCAUAUUUUUAGACAAUCAUGCGGAUGAACUAUUGAAAACUUGUACAAUUAAUGAUCUACAGUAUGUCGAAAUUCUAACAGGAGGACUUAAUCUCGAAUUCCACGAUUCAUGCAAAGGAUAUCAGUAUUAAUAUAUUAUUGAUAUGGGCAUAGUAUGGUUGUUCAGUCAUGUAUGCAUAAACUGGUCAAUCAAUUUCAAGUAAUGUUUGCAAUUCAUUAUGUUCAAUAAGAUCUCAAAUUGACUGGUUGUAGAAAAAAUAAUCAUAAAAUACGGCGUUGUAGCCUAUAUGAAAGAAUAAAUAUGGCAUUGCAGCCAAAAAUAUACACCGGCUAAAAUAUGUGUUGAAUCUACUUCCAGCCUGUUUUACGUCUUAACCUAAAUAAGCUAGGUCAACAGUACUGUCACAAUGCCUAGACUAAAAAGCAAAGACAAUACCAAGACUACCUGUACGAGCACCGAUUUCAGUUCAUAUUGCAAAAAGUUGCGUUGUCAUAUUUAAGUUGGUCGUGCCUUUGCGUUUAGUCUUAGAUACGAAAAGUGAAAAUAAUGAGCAAAAAUUAGGCCAUGAUAAAAUAUGACAGCGUUGUUACAGAUAUACAUAUGUGACUGCUGACUGCUCUGCCAUCUUUUUAUGACAUUCUAACACCACUGUAUACUGGUUCUCACCUGGUUAUAAAGACGUUGCGUCUCUAUACUGCAUAGCAGUCAACAUGUAUAUCUAGACCUGUAGCAACGCUGAGCUCGAGUUGCUCGAAAUGAACAUUCUGAUCAGUGAACGAACCACUAUUUUAAUAUGAGUAGGAAGUAUUUUUAUUCUGAUAUAUCUAUGCUUAAUGAUCAAUGAGAUCACAUGUUAUGUUACACCCCCUCCAAAAGUUUGAUAAACCCAUCUCCCCAGUAGAAUCAUGUGUUGAGGCCCGUUUCAUUUAGGGAAUUAAAAAUCAUAUCCGAUUUACAUGUACUGAGGAAUUGAUAUUCAACCCUAACGCUCUAAACAAUGGAAAAAUAGGGUUACCAAACGUUUGGAAUAUGUGUGCGAAACUGGUGUCCGUUAUAAAUCAGGGUGUGGUAUAGGGAUCUCUUCGAUAAUGAUAUAAAUCGUAAUAUAUAAACCCUCACCCUAAUGUGCCCAUUAUCGUUAUAAGCUCACAUUCCUCAUUGGAUGUCGAUUUAGGGCACAUUUGUUGAUAUUGGGAAAAAGAGCAGUUCAACAAUUCACAGUUCAUUAAACUAGGUACAAAAAUAUUCUGAAAACAGUAUUUCUUGCAACCCAAAGCUCAAACCAAUAUCGAUGUAUCUAUUCAUUACUGCGUCAGUCGAUCGUAUUUUCUUUGGGGUGUAAAUUCAGACCGUUAUCCAGUGUCAGAAUGGCGUCAUCAAUUACAUAUAUUAUUUCCAAUACUUUUUGUUAUUCACGAUUAUAAAACUAACAGCAUACAUAUAAAUCGAGUAAAUGUCAAUAAAAUGAUUUUGAAAAAUGUGAAACAAUUGAAUGUGAAUCACGAAAAUAUAAAUGUGAAUCAAGCAAUUAAUGCAAGAAAUGUGAAACAAGUUAAUGUGAAUCAAGAAAUGUAAUCGUAAUUUAUCGACCUUUGUCGUAUGCGAUUUGUGUAAGAUAAAAAUAAAAUUUUUAUAGGCUACUUUUAUAAAUAAACGUACGAUAUAUAGCUCAUGUGUAGAACUUUUAGGAUGUGGAUAUUGGAACUAUUACUGAUUUAUUUAAAACGUUUUAAAACGUUCUCGUUAGCAAGGCUCUGAUAAUCUUAAACAAAUGUAGGAUUAAUC